Messenger RNA from Rubroshorea leprosula, 482 nucleotides. The record is from the annotation of a GenBank genome assembly. Lineage: Eukaryota; Viridiplantae; Streptophyta; Magnoliopsida; Malvales; Dipterocarpaceae.
AAACACUCACCUGCUCACGGUAGUCUCUCUCUUAUUUUGAGGUCUGAUUCUUCACAUUCCUUGUUUUCUUUUCUUCUAAUUUUCUAGUACCUUGGAGAACGAAUCGUCAAGAUACGAGAGAAAAUGAGCAUUGGAUUCAGGAACGAAGAGGCAUUGCUUUGCGCGAAAGGAGAGCUUGUUUCGUUUCUCUCUCAGAACGGAUUUCUGGACGAAUGGGCCGCAGAGAGAAAGAAGAUCUCGGAACCAAUUUCUUUGUUUCUUUGUUUCUACUCUCUAUCUUUUACCGCUUACUGUUUCGGUGUUGUUUGUUUGUCUCUGCUCCGUGCACCACAUUAGCGUCAGGUGCACUCCGCAAACAGAAACAGCAGAGGGAAGGGACUAGUGAGCGGUAAUGGCGGAAGCAAAAUACUCAAAAGCCCUCCUCCAUUUAACUUUUAUCCACUACUUCUUGUCUCUUUUUUUAUUAAAUUAAAAUUUUAAAG